UUGCAAGAGGGGUCUUCACAUUAAGUCAGUGUAGCAGUGAAAUGUUCAUGAUGCCUUCACUGUCAUGGGUUGGAUGGACUGUUUUCUGUCUCCUGCUCUGGAGAAGAAUGCCAGCUCAGAGUGUGGAGGCGCACUGCUCUGUGGCACCCGUGGGGGUGCUGCACCCUGUCCGGGGUCUGCUGGAGAGUUUUGAGGCCGGUUCAGGCUGUGCUGCAAGAGAACGCGGGAACAAGGAAACUCAUGUCAUCGCAGUGGGGAGAGUGACAAACAGUGAAAACAAGGUGACGGUGUUGCUGAAGCCUUUGUCUCUGUUCCCCUCGCCUCUCAGAGCCGUCCACCUCCUGCUCAGCUCCAAGCUGCCAGUCAGCUGGUGGCUGGAGGCUGAGAGACUGCCCCCCAAGCUCCCAGUGCUGGUGCAGGUGUCCUCCAACUCCAGCGUGCACUCAGACACCCUGCAUUUGAAUGUCCAAACGGUGCAUUCAAUACCUUAUCAUCCAAGUGUGCUGCACCGCUGGGCUCUGAAACACCAUGGCAACCUGUCCUCUCUGACACACACAACGCACGCCAAUAGAGUCUACGUCCCAUUGGGGGAGGAUCCCACUCUGCCUGCUGUGUGCCAGCUGCAGUCCAUGUUCCUCUCUCGCAACUACAUGACCUCUGACCUGCAGCCACAGGAAGUGCAUGGCUGCAGUGACGCUGUGCCGGCAGGUGGGAUCAGCCCUGAAGUCCAUGUGAUCAAGCUCCAUUCAGCGGGUUCGGGGCUCUGUGGCUCUCUGCAGGUGGAGGUGAUUGUCUCUCUGGUGCCCCUGGUGGCCAACUCAAAGUACCAGAAGGUUGUGUUGAUACUCAGCAGCUCUGUGUCAGUCAACUGGGCCAUUGAGGCUCAUGCUGUCCGGGGACACAUCUCUGUUCAUUCCUCCAACAGUGUGUCCCCACCCUCCCCCUCUGAGCCUGACCUCACCCUGUUCAGCACCCUUAACUCCGGCCUGUCCACCAUACCUGACCUUCUGGCGUGGGCCCGUGACAGCGGCUACCCCACGGUGACCUCAUACACCGAGGCCGACCUGGCUAAUCGCUUUGUGAUCCAGCUGGCUGGGGGCGGGACAGACGCGGUAACAGUGAUGAAUCCUCUGGGUGCGAGGCCUCCUUGGGCCGAGGAGCGCAGGCUGAGGCAGUGGCUGAACGGUGGAGGCACAGCGGGAGGAAUCAGAGAGAGUUUCACGGUGCAGUGUGAGGACGGACGCCUCAGCGUGAUCGUAGACCAACACAUCCUGCAGAGCUUGUCUGUCCCCGUGGCUGCCGUGACUCUACAAGACUCGACAUGCCAGGCUCAGUCCAAUGGGAGUCAUUUCCUGUUGGUGUUCCCAGUCAUUUCCUGUGGGACUGAGGGUCUGCUCCUGGGACAGCCUAAAGGGGUGCAGUACAAAAACAUGUUGUUAUUAUGGAGAGACGAGCCACGGACCAAUAUGGCACGCAAUGAGACCAAAAUGAAGCCCAGAAAUCCACUCGGCAUACAUUUCAGCUGUUUGGCUGCAAUCCCCACCCUCCCUGCAUUUGCUGAUGAUGAUGUUGAUGUAAACACUCCUCCGGCAGGGCUGGUCCCCUGGGUACCCAAGAGUCUGGGGGCCGCCCCAGGACUGAGCCGCCUACCGACUCCUAGACACAGAUCUGGGCCUGUUCUUAUUUUGAAACUCUUUGUCAAUGAGAACUACGAGAACAGACGGAUUGGUCCCUGCGUCAUUACUGCAGACCACCGUGUCUAUGUUGAGAUUUCAGCCAAAGGGUCCUCUGUAGAUGUCUUGGAGGUGAAGUCAUGUGUGGUCUCUCCCCUGUCAGACCCCAAAAAGUCACGUUUCUGGACUGUCAUAAGUGAUGGCUGUUCCUCAGACCCCUCACUCACCCUCAAUAAGAAGAAAACAGAUGAAGAAGAAGAAGAAGAAGAAGAGGCCAGAAGUGAUGGUGAACUGGAGGAGGGAAAUGAAGAGAUAGAGGAGCAGGAAAGAGACAGAGAUGGAGGUGUCCCAUACCGAUAUAACAUAGAAAGAAAUUGGAGAGAAGCACCAAAGUGGAUGGAAAAGAGCAUUACUCAAGAGGAGGAAGAGAUACGGCCCUUGAGGUUUAGUUUCAUCAUGCGACCGGUUUUUAAUGACUCUAUGCAGUUCCUCCACUGCAGCCUUCGCAUGUGUUUGUCUGACUCAAAAGUAGGGGAACGCGUGAAGGAAACAGUGGAGAAUGACUGUGAGGAUGGCAUACGUAUCCCUCCACUUGUGUAUGGGGCAUCCAGACAUAAGUGUGAAAUCAGAAACCUCUCCAGACCCAUGGUGGUCACCCAGCCUAUUAGUUCACUGGCACCCAGAAUGCUGAGGCCCCCUGCUGGUCAAAGAACAAAGAGACUGAGUGUCUCCCCUCUGGCUGGUCCAGACCCAGAACACAGCAGCUCCGUGGUACAGACAGGACCAGUGAUUGGAAUCGUCUUUGCUGCUUUUGCGAUGGGUGUCGGUCUGAUGGGGGGACUGUGGUGCAUCUAUUAUCAUACAGGGGCACGUCCAGCACUUCUUGGAGCAGAAAGUCAUUUAACAGAUCCCGCUGAUGAAGUCCCCAACAUCUGGAAUCCACCAUCACUGUCUGAUCAGUCAUCCAGUUCGGUGUAGAGGAUUUCCUGCAAAUCUGAGAAAGGAGAACUGGGACAGAGGUUUUAACAGCUGCCUGUGUGCGUGCAGAGCCAUGUUUGUGCACCCCUUCAUUGUUCAUUGCUGUGCAGCAGCAGAGGACAGAAACCUUGUGAAUACAGUAGUACCUACUCAUCACUGUAUUGUCAGAUGUUUGAUUCAAAGUGAAACUUGUUUGUUUGAUGCUGCUACCCAUUCUACAUCAUGUCAUUUCAAAAGUGGCAGCGAGCUGUCUCAUGGAGAGACGUUAUCUGGAUUCAACAGGAUCUAACUUGGUUGAUUUGACUCAAACAGAAACCAUCAUCAUCGCUUUCAAACAAGCAACACAAGGUCACAGAAGAAUUGAGAGGUUACUGUGUGUGUCUCUCUGAAGAGUCAAUGUUUUACAGAGUCAUUUUCACUAUUUGUGUUGUAACUGUGAAUCAGCUGGAAACUGCAUUUAUCUGUAUGUGAAUUGUUUUGUGUUUAUGUUGCAAAUAAAAUGUAUUAAA
Centropristis striata (black sea bass) is the source of this 3160-nucleotide messenger RNA. It is a transcript of the gene engl, whose product is annotated as endoglin, like. The transcript is spliced from 16 exons. Lineage: Eukaryota; Metazoa; Chordata; Actinopteri; Perciformes; Serranidae. The record is from RefSeq and is a predicted model, not a curated record. Bases 42 to 2651 code for a protein of 869 amino acids.